Messenger RNA from Rotaria sordida, 1068 nucleotides. Lineage: Eukaryota; Metazoa; Rotifera; Eurotatoria; Philodinida; Philodinidae. The record is from the annotation of a GenBank genome assembly.
AUGUCAAACAUAACGAAUUCUUCCACUUUAAAUUUAAUCAAUUCUAUUUCUUCAGAAGUUAAUGCUUAUAUGACAUUAUUCAUCUUUAUAUUUGGUACUAUUGGAAAUUCAUUAAAUACAAUAGUACUAGCACAAGCAAAAUUACGUUCUAAUCCAUGUGUACUCUACUUUCUUGGUUCAUCUAUAUCAAGUCUUGGAAUAAUUCUAGUUGGUCUACCAACACGUCUUAUAGCUGGAUGGAUAUCAACAGAUCCAACAAAUACAAAUUCUUUACUUUGUAAAUUACGUAUUUUUCUUCUUUAUGGAUUUCGUACAACAUCAGUUUGGCUUAUUGUACUUGCUACUAUGGAUCGAUGGUUCGUAAGUAGUGUACGAGUAAAAAGACGUUUUUUAAGUUGUCAUCGAAUUGCACAUAAAAGUAUUAUUGUUGUCUAUGUAUUAUCAUUUCUUUUAUGGACACAAUCUCUUUAUUGUUAUAAUACUGGCCUUCCUGAAGCUCCACUUAAAUGUUACGGAAUGACAUCAACAUGUCGAAUAUUUAAUGAUGUUGUAUAUGCAUGUUCAACUGUUAUUGUACCAUCAAUAUUAAUGUUAAUCUUUGGUUUUUUAACAAUUCAUAAUAUAAGUCGAUCACUUCGAGUUAUCACACCAUAUAUUAACAUGGUUUCGAAUAUCAAUUCAAUGAAUGCGACAAAACGAAGAAAACCACGGCCUAAUAAUAGUUCUCUUACUGGGAUGCUUCUUCUUCAAGUUAUUCUCUUAACUGUUCUUUCAUUGCCACAAGCGAUCCAUCAAUUUUAUUUGACCUUUAGUAUUUCUAUAAUCAAGAGUCCACUUCGUUAUGCAAUAGAAAAUCUUAUUAUUAAUUUUGAUUUUUCUCUUACAUAUGUUGGAAAUAGUAUUCCUUUUUACAUUUAUACACUCACUGGAGCUUUAUUUCGUCAAACUCUUAUUCGACUUUUUCGUUCAAUAUAUCGACAAUGGAAAUCUUAUUUAUUAAACUUCAUUGUCGACUUUAAUAAUUUCUUUUUUACAGUUGUUCGCUCACGAAAAAUAAAUUUUAAUUGA